This is a messenger RNA of Lytechinus pictus (painted urchin), 24813 nucleotides long. RefSeq lists its product as uncharacterized. NCBI's taxonomy places the organism in Eukaryota, Metazoa, Echinodermata, Echinoidea, Temnopleuroida, Toxopneustidae. The record is from RefSeq and is a predicted model, not a curated record. The transcript has 12 exons. Bases 2 to 19129 code for a protein of 6375 amino acids.
AAUGGACAGUGGAGUAUGUAAGUGUACAGACCCUUGCUGGCAUGGAGUUAGCUGUCAUGACCUUUGUAGUGGUCAAGGAUUCUGUACCCAGGAGGGAAACAGCCACUGUGAAUGCCAACCUAGCUAUUGGGGAGAGUUCUGUGAAAUAGCAAGUUGCCAUGGCGAUGGCCGCCCAUGCUCGGGGCAUGGCGUUUGUCAACCAGACAGAACGUGCAUGUGUGAGAGCAGCUGGUUAGGACAAGGAUGUGAACUCCCUGUCUGCAUCAACGACUGCAACGGAUACGGCUUCUGCGAUGGUUCCAGUGGCAUUCCGGUGUGCCAGUGCGAUGAGAACCACUUUGGACUGGAUUGUGGGUAUGACUGUGUGAAUGGUACGGUCUUCAAUGAAACCUGUGUAUGCGAUCCAUGUUCCUCUGGCCCCUUCUGUGAUCAGGAAUGUGCUGGUCAUGGCAUAUGUAUGGAUGACACAUGUCAUUGUGAUCAGGCAUGGUGGGGUACUGAUUGCAGUUACCGUGGCUGUCCAGGUGAUGGAACCAACUGCACUGGACAUGGCUACUGCGAUGCUCUUCGUCAACAAUGCAGCUGUAUGUUAGGAUGGAAGGACCAAGGCUGUAAUGUUCCUGAUUGCAUUGGAGAACCUGACUGCGGAGGAAGGGGUUACUGCAAUGGAUCUUAUGACCCAUUACCGCAAUGUGAUUGCUACAAUGGAUGGAUAGGAGAAGCUUGUGAGGUCCCAUGCAUCAAUGGAACUCAAGACCCAUUAGACCCUAACCGUUGCAUCUGUCACCAUUGCUUUGGUGGGUUGAGCUGUGAUGUGGAAUGCAACAACAGAGGGAGCUGUUCGGAGAGUGAAGGCUGUGCAUGUGACCCAUUCUUUAAGGGGGAGCUUUGCAAUGAGUUUGAUUGUCCAGGAGAACCAGAUUGCUCAGAUCGAGGUUCUUGCCUCUUUAGAGAUGGAGAAGCAUUCUGUCUCUGUGAUCCUGGAUUUACAUCAGAAAACUGUAGUGAACUGGUGUGUCCUGGACAGCCUCAGUGCUCAGGCUUUGGAACUUGUACAUUGAUAGAUGAUACGCCCCUUUGUAUCUGUCAACAUGGCUUUGAUGGCGAUGCUUGUCAGACAUGCCGCCCUCGGUUUACCGGAGACACCUGCGACCGUUGCAUUGAAGGAUACAUCGGUUACAACACCAGCUGCAGUAUCUACUGUCUUCAUGGCUAUGCUUCCGAUCCUGGAGGAGAUGAAUGUCAGUGCUAUGAUGAUGAUGAACAUGGCCACUGGAGUGGACAGAGCUGUCUCCAGUGCAAGAAUGGAUUUGCUCUGCCAGACUGCCAACAGUGUGAAAGAAACUAUGUUGGAGAUUGUAGCAUCAGUUGUAUAGAGGGCCAAGGUACCUAUUCUGACCCUAUGGAUGGGUUAGGAGGAGAGGGAGCCCUCCAACCAUUCUUGCAGUGCCUUACGCCCCAAAACGAAACGUCAGAUGGAAUUGCCUGGUUUGGUUACAGGAACCUGAAUACUCACAAUGUGUACCUUCCAAUUGGUCCUGCCAAUCACUUUGAUUUUGAUGAUUAUGGUGGUCAACCCACCAAGUUCAAACCAGGUCUCCACUACAGCUCCGUACGAAUUACGUUCAAUGACAAGGUAUCAGCAACAUGGUUCCUGUCUUAUAGUCCUUCAAACAGUCAAUUCAGAGAGACUGCUUCAGAGGCCAACAGCACUGUCCGUCUAUGCACAUCACGGGAUGAAGAGAUAGCUCUUGAGAAUCAGCUGGAAUCAGCCAAUGACAGCCACUGCAUUUGCAACCAUGGGUAUUGGGGCCCAGCUUGCCAGAAUGAGUGCAUUGGGGGAUCAGACAAUCCUUGCUUUGGUAAUGGCAUCUGCAAUUCAAACUCCGGACUGUGUCAUUGUGAAGAUUCUGUCGAUCAAAUGUCAGCUAACUGUACCUUGUGUUCAGAGGGAAGAUUUGGAAUAGAUUGCUCCGUGGCAUCAAGUAGCCUCAUAGAAGAUGUGAAUGGGAUGCGGUAUGCAGCUGCAUAUGGCCCGGGGCACUUCACAACAUUUGAUGGAUCGUCUUAUACUUACCGGGGAGAGGGAGAGCAUUACUUGAUCAACAGUUCCAUUGAGCUACAAGUUAGACUUGUGCCCUGUAGACAAGGGAAACCAGCAACUUGUAUCAACGCAGUGGCAUUCUCUGCAGGAAAUGGAAGAAUCGUUGCCAUCCAUGGUGGUUACACGGAUAAUGAUGUCCAGUUCGUGACUUGGAUUGAUGGAGAAGAGCAAAGUAUCGAUUCGGACCUGCUUGGCAACGGCUUUUUGAUCACCCGCCUUUCUUACGACCAUUUCUUGAUUUCCAAAGAUGACUUCAUGGACAUCAGUGUAUACAUCAGAGGGCGCUAUAUCAGUGUAUUUGUCAAAACCACUGGUGCUGCAUGUAGCGAACUGCAUGGACUCCUGAGUUCAUGCAAUGGAAAUCCAUAUGAUGACUUUGUCCUAUCUAAUGGAAACCACCUUUACUUAGACAGGAUCAGUUCAUAUUCCUUGAGUCAAGACAGCAUUCAUCAUAUAUUCGGACCCUCUUGGAAAGUUAGAGAUUCUUCACUUCUGUCAUCAAUCUACCUGCAUGGCAAUUAUCAACAAGUAUACGAUAUUGAGGGUUCAGAUGCUGGAUAUGCCAUGUUUUUCGAGGAUUCCUCCUUGAAAUCAACCUCCCCUAUCAAUUCAUUUACAGGACCUGAUGUCACAUUUGAACUGGAUUUGAAGCUUGCUGAAGUGUCUCAAGAGUGCAAGGCUGUUUUCUCCUACUAUCUGUCGGAUACAUCAGGACUGCUGUUGUGUGAUGGUUAUCUUACAAUUUCAGUUGAAACCAGUCAAGUUGCUACUUUCAAUAUCAAGCUUGAGGUUGAUACAUGGUAUCAGAUCUCUAUUCUUUGGCUUCAGUCUGUUAAAAGGCUUCAGGUGUAUGCCAUAUCAGACUCCACUUUCCAAUCUGAUGUUUUUGUUGUUGAUGGAAGCCUAUCCAACUUCCUUGAUCCCGGUGGAAUCUUAGUGUUUGGUCAGUGGCAGCUGCCGUCAGGUUACUCCGGGCCAUUUCUGUACAGAGGCUUCUCAGGUUGGCUCGAUGAAAUUAAGAUCUGGAACUCUUACUAUUUUGAGAAUGAUGUGAGAUCACAUUAUGGUGUUACUGCUGAUAUGUCAGAUUCUGCUCUAUCUAGUUACUUUGUACUGAACGAAGGUCAAGGGUCAGUGAUUAAGGAUUCAAAGUCGAUCAUGACGUUAAUGAUACUUCCAGAAAUAUGGAAUCCCCCAAGGUGGCAGUUCUCCUCUGCUACUGUACAUAGAUCCACUGUGGCAACAUUAAGAAGUAUUUAUUAUCCUUCUUGGUCUAAUCAAUUAGCCCAUGACGAGGCAGCAGUCUUGUGCUCUAGGAUAAUAAGUGAUACUCCUCUAUCACCAUUUAGUGUUUGUUCAGAUCUAGAAAUGGUAGAAUACUAUGCAUAUCUUUGUUCCGCAGAUUCUGCACUACACGAUACAUCAUCAUAUUCUAUGGAAGUUAUCCUUGCAUACUCCCAACAUUGCAGAUCUAUUCUCAACUUAAUGCAGUCUCCUGAACAGUCAUAUUGCAAUGACUUUCCAGGGAGACGCUUUCCUGAUUGGACAGGUCCAGGAUGCAAUAUUCCGUGUAAGUCUGGAGUUGGUCCUAGCUCCUGUUCCUGCUAUAGUGGAUAUUGGGGUGAAGCAUGUGAGCACAGCUGCCCAGGAGGUGAUGGAUCUCUUGCUUGUGGUGGUGUGGGUGUUUGUCUAUCAGAUAAUGGUACGUGUGACUGCCCUCUAUCCUUUGAUUCAUCCUCGGAUUGUUCCUCAUGCACUCCUGGGUGGUCUGGGCUGGAUUGCUCUGUGACUACUGUCAAUAGUACAAACAUACUCCAGCCCGUCUGUGCAAUGUUUGGCUUUGGGCAUAUAAUAACCUUUGAUGGACUUUCAUUGUCACUAGAUAUUCCUGGUGAAUACCAAUUAGCCAGUGUUGGCGACAUUGAUGUCUAUAUCAGACACACACCAUCUCCAUGGUUUGACCUAUCAUGCAGCAUAACCUCAGUUUGGUUGAAGCUCUCAGACACCAGCUUAACCUUUCAGGCUUCUUUUUCAGAUGAAGGUUCUGUGAGGGUGUAUUUGGAUGAUGAUCUCUUAACUCCAUCCGGAGACAUGACACUUCCUUCUGGUCACAUCCUCCUGAUAUCCUAUGAUGGCUAUAUAGUACAUGAUAACCAGACUACUGUGGCUAUCAUCAGUCAUCUGACAUAUUUUGACAUCCAGGUGACCACACGAUUUGAGAUUUGCAGGAACUCAUCCAGACCCUUGAUCAGUGGAAACUGUGACAGUGACCCAUCCAAUGACCUUCGCAUCAGUAAGGAUGAAUUCAUAGAUCCAGUAGAUAUAACUUAUGAGAAGGUAAAUGGGCCUUGGGCAAAAUACAUCAGACUAGCUCCAGAAAGUUCAACCAAGUUUGUCUACCACCAUCCUAAUCGUAUAGAUGCACAAGAUUUGACUCCAGGCGGUUAUGGCUUAUACUUCAAUGACUCAAGCUGCAUUAGCGAUCAACUCCAGGAUGAUAUUUUCAGUGUAGAAGAAGAUAUGACUAUUGAACUCCUCUUCUUUCCUAUUGGUUCUACCUCUGGUUGCUUAUUUUCUUAUCUCAAUGGAAACUCUUUCUUUGCUUUAACUAUCGAUAUAACUCUUCAAAUCUAUGUCUCUACUUCUUUGAACAUUGACACAGGAAUUAUCAUUCACCCAGAUCAUUGGAACUUUUUAUCCUUUGUUUAUCACAGAGAGAGUGGAGGAUGUACAAUUGUUUAUGUAGGUAAGAACACUAUAAGUGGAUGGUCAUUUAUUGUAGGAAGGGGAUACUUCUUUCCAGGAGGCAGUGUAGCAGUAGGUACCUGGCAAAGUUCAGAUUAUGAAUAUCCAUAUGAAACUGGAUAUCAUGGUUACAUAGAUGAACUACGUAUUUGGAAGAGAAAUUUUGACAUCACAACAACGUGGAGUAAUACAAAUCUUAACAUUCAGGCUGGUAUUCCUGGGCUUGUUGCUCUGUGGAAGUUUGAUGAAGGAAAUGGAGUAAAAGCAGUAGACAUUGUAAGCCUCACCCAACUCCAGUUUUCAAGUGAUAGAGGACCUUUCUUUGCUCUAUGUGGUGCACCAAUAGAUUCAAUUCCAAAAUCAUUUCACUACUUUGAAGUUUACGACAGAUACCCAAGUUCAGAGUCAAGAAAAGAAGCAUUGGACAUUUGUACUGAGGUAGUUUUAGAUAAAUACUUGAUUGAUGGAUGCAGUCAGUUGGGUAGAUCUGUUUCUUUGUUUUUCCUGCAGAAUUGUUUCUAUGACUCCUCACAUAUGUCAGAUAAUCAACUUGCAUAUGUGAAUGCUCGUAUCUACUCAGCUUACUGUGGAUCAGUUCUCGAUCUGGAAGUGUCACCAAAGAUGGAAUUAUGCGAUAAAGCUCGUGGAAACCCAGAUGUUUUCCUUGCGCUUGGAUGCACUGAUAUUGGUUCUUGCAAGUUUGGGUAUUUUGAUGUUGCUACAGCAGAGUGUGUUUGCCUAGAAGGCUACUGGGGUUCAUACUGUUCAAAUAUCUGUCCUGGUGGACAUGAAAACCCAUGUAACAGGAAAGGGUACUGUGAUAAAUACACAGGAGUCUGUCAUUGUCCAUUGACAUGGUCAUCAGAGAGUAACUGUACAAAAUGUGAAAGUGCAUGGUCUGGGGAAAACUGUGAUGUUGCACUGCCUGUGCCAGAUAUUGAAACUAACAAUAAAACCUGUGGUGUUUUUGGCCAGGGUCACAUCUUGAACUUUGAUGGUGCAUAUUUUGAUUUUAAGGAGUUUGGGGAGUAUGUGCUACUGUUUGACAAAGAUUCUUCUUUCUCUAUUCAAGCACGAAUCAUUCCUUGCUACAAUUUUUCAUCCUGUGUCUCGGCAGUAGCUGUGUCCAAUAGCUCGCAUACAUUCAUCAUUCGAUCAGGAUAUACAUCUCAAAGCAAACCACUCUUCUGGUUUGCUGGAGAGCAGAUAGAGCUGAAUAAUUUAGAAGAAACUGUUGGACAUGUUGUUGUGAGACAUAUGUCGAAUUUUGAAUACCACCUGAUAGCUCUUGACCAAACCUGGACAGCCCAGAUACGUAUCGUUGACCGUUAUCUCAACAUCUUAAUAAAUAUGGCAAGAGAAUGUACUGCAUUAUCAGGUAUCUGUGGGUCUUGUGAUAACAAUGUAACAAACGACAUCUUCCCAGUCCAUGAAGGAAAGCUGCUCUGGCAGAAUCGUGGAAGAUCAUUGUUUUCGCCCUUGUUUGAGUCAACUUCAUAUAAUGAAUUAGAAGUCAGUGUUGGAAGUGGUUAUACUUUAACCUUUGAUGACACAUUCCUUCAGUCAGAAAAUCUGGAUCUUGAUUUACAGGGGUCAGUUUCAUUUGAGCUCUACUUUCGAACCAAAACUAACCAUGGUGUUCUAAUGUCCUUUGGAGCAAGACGUACCUUCUCCAUGUACCUAGAUACGACACUACAGAUUAUUGUUGGCACAGCUCAUUUUGAUACAAAUGUAGUUCCUUUCAUAGACUGGAACCAUCUUGUUUUAGUAAUUAAGCCUUCCGAUCAACAAGAUGUAUUUUCACUAAGAUUGGCAUUGAUUGAUUCUGAUGGUCUCACCAAAACUUGGGAAAUAACCAUUACUGAAAAUAUCUUUGUCUCAAGCUUCUAUAUUGUCUUUGGUCAAUGGCUGCCAGGUGAGGAUACUUACAUUCCAUCCCCUGUAUCUCGUCCAUUCCGUGGUUCCAUUGACGAGUUUUACAUCUGGAAGAAGGAGCUUUUGGUAACAGAGGUUCUUGCAAGAUUGGGCAGUAGUGUACUUCCUGGCCCAGCAGACCUUGUGGCUCUCUGGAAGUUUGAUGAAGGUCAAGGGAACACGGCAACAGAUUUGGUUAACCAAAAACAGUUCAUGAUAAGGCAGUACUCAUGGAAUGUAAGAACGCCCAUAUGGCAGUUUUCAUCAGCUCCUAUCAGCUUGUACUCUCCAACAUAUAUUUUGCAUAAUCCUUCUGAGUGGUUUCAGUCCUGUGUGGAAUUGUUUGCGACGAUCAGUUCCACUUGUCAUUCCGUCUCAGAUCAGAUAGAUGUUUAUCUAGUUGCAUGUGCAAGGGACUAUGCUUUGUCCAAUUCUGAGUAUGCAAGACUUGGGGUACUCCUUUCGUAUGCAGACGUAUGCCAUCUGAAUUCAGAAUCUACACUGAGUUGGCCUGCACAGGAUCUUUGCAAUUCCUUUGAUGUUUAUUUUCCUCUUUGGUAUGGACCAUCUUGUGAAUCAAAGUGUUACUUCUCAUUAGACACUGAUUCACCAAUAUCAAACUGCACAUGUUCUCCGGGAACUUGGGGAAUUGAAUGUGAUUCAUCCUGUGUAGGAGGUGUGGGGUCACAUUGCAAUGGCCAUGGCACAUGUUCUCCUGCUAGUGGAUCUUGUCAAUGUGAGUCUAACUGGAUGGGCAGCAGUUGCGAUGUGUGUAGUCAAGGAUGGUUCGGAAGUGACUGUUCCCUAACCGCCAGUAGAACCCCUGACAUACCUCUGUCAAGGUGCUCCAUGUACAUCAAUGGACAUAUCACUAUGUUUGAUGGUUCUGUCUUUGAAUUUUCAGAUACCAGUGAUAUGGUUUUCUUCUCUUCCUCAGAUAUUGAGAUUCAAAUAAGGCAGAUUCCUUGCAACGGUUUGCCAUCAUGCAUCACAGCAGUAUCAUUUGCCACUGGCACAAGUCACAUGCUUUUAUCUGCUCCUCAUUUGCAACAAUCGGAUCCAGUCAUCUUGCUGAACAAUGUCACACUGCCAUUGGAAACUGAGCUAUUUGUGGGAUCUACUGGUUUUUCUCUUAUCAGGGUUGCGGUUGGUCACUUUGAAAUAAAUGGACCAAAUAACUUUAAGUUCAAGAUAUUAAGUCCCGGAGCUUACUUCAAUUUAGAGGUUUUACAAACAAAUUGCAUCUUCUCUUCUGGACUUUGUGGUCCCUGUCAAGUAAUGGCCACAUCAUGUGGUGAUUCUCAAGCUCUGUGUGCAAUCAAUAAUCUCGGCUUUGUUGCUUAUGCAUCACUCUACCCAUUAAGCUUUUCAUUAUCACAACAAUACGGUGCCAGCUAUGUGAGAUAUGGACCUUCAAGUUUAAUAUAUACACAGCUGUUGGCAGCAUCUCAAGCUACCUAUAUCCCAGUCUUUGGGAGCCCUUCAGGUUAUGCCUUACAGUUCUAUGAAGACGGAAUCAUGAGUGAUCCACUACCAAGUUUUUUCUCUGCUGGACGAACCACCACACUUCAAUGGUAUUGCAAAUUCACAGAUAUUCCUGGGGGUACCUUGUUUUCUGCUUCAGAGAGCAAAUCAUUAGCGGUAACAGUAGGAGAUGAUGGUAACUUCUGGAUUCAUGCAGGAUUCGAGUCCCAAACAACAGGCAUCAUUGCUCCACAGAAUGACUGGUUAUUUAUCAUGGUAUCAUACUCCUCAGAUGAUGGACAGAUUGUCUUCUAUUGCGUCAAGUCAUCUGGUGCAGUGUAUAAAGCUUCUUUGAACUUUUCUUUCAGGGUACAGCUUAUUAGCCCUGGAGUUGUCCUUGGUAUUGGGUCUUGGGUAUUACCAUCCACUGGUUCAGUGCCUUUGCCAAGAAUGCAAUUUCAUGGAAUGAUUGACAACCUCAUAAUAACAAAAGACAGCUUUGUGACUUUGAAUGAAGUACUGGUAGCCUGGAAACAGCAAUUUUCCCCAGGUGACCCUUCUGUUGUUCUUUAUUUGACCUUUGAUAAGGGUACUGGUGCUAAAUUCUAUGAUGCUGCAUCUAGUAUUCCAUGGAAUAUUCCACAGAGUUUACAUAGGAAACCAUCCUGGGUUGUUAGUGAUCUGCCGAUCGUUCCCCAACCUGGGAGGGAGAUUUUCACCCUCCAAGUUAGCUUCUCAGAUGAAACCUUAGAAAAGGAUGCCCUUGCAAUAUGUAGGGAACAAAUUUAUGAUGGUCCUGUUGAUCAGGCAUGUGGAAGCUUAAGCGAAUCAGCGCAAUACCACUACCAAGCAUGCUUGAGCAUAAUUGCCUCUUCAGGAAGGCUUCGACUCUCUCUGGAUGCUACUCUGGAUUUUUCAAGUGGUUGUCAAGAAGUGUUACAUCUCCCUUCUUCACCUGCUCAACAGCUGUGCAAUGCAUUCACUGAUACAUUUUCUUGGCCAUAUGCUGGAAGUACCUGCAGUGAGCGAUGUGUCUUUGGAUACUUCACAGACCACUGCAUAUGUGACCGAGGCUACUACGGAGCUCAGUGUGAUCAGACCUGCCCCGGAGGACCCAACAACCCCUGCAACGCUCAUGGAUCUUGCAAUCCUGUGACAGGCCACUGCAUGUGUGAACCCAACUGGGAGAGUGGAACUGACUGUACAACAUGCUCAGAAGGUUAUGUUGGAGAAGAUUGCUCAAUAGGCAUAGUUCCCCAACCCCCUUCCACAACAUCCAUAUCUGUUGUCUGGCCUGACACAAUAACUACUUAUGCAGGACUUCAGGUGCCAUUGAUGUCAUUUGGUAUCUUCAUCAUAUCUGAUGCUACUGCUCCAGGAUUUCGUUUCUACUGUCAUGUGAACCUUAUUCCAUCUCCUCAAGGAUUUGUGAUUCUUCUUAUCACCUUCAGCCACAAUGAUGUGCGAAUACGAUUUCAUCUCGAUAGAAGAACACAGGAAGUGAAUACAGUGGUAGGAGGUUUCCUCACACAGAUUGAUGAUGUCAUUACUAGAACCGAUAGCCAUGGCAAUACUAUCACCAUCAAUCAUCCGUCACCGGAUCACUAUGAGGUUGAGUGUGCGACUGGUUUGACACUGAUGGUGAUGGUCUCAGAUGGCACACUUGGUGCAGAGAUCAAGUUAUCUCGAGGCGCUUGCUGUUUGGGUGGACCAUCAUGGGGAGGACUUGCUGGUUUUUGCCAUUGCAGCCACAGAAUUAUAAAACCCACACAUUUCUUCAAUGAAACCGACAGUAACUCAGACAUCACAAAAAAAACCUUGGAAUGGAUGACAACAGAUGAUGUAUCUUCAGGCAAUGAUUCAUUUGAGUAUGUGCUACCGGGGGGCUUUGCUGGAUUUUCAAUUAAGCUAAACAACUCAUUAGUAUAUGUUGACUCAGUUGCAGCUUUCGUCAGCAAUGCAAUCACGAUAUCAAUAAAUGUGAAGUUCUGUGGCCCUGCUUGUGGAGGUGUCAUCUUCGCAUAUGCUGGAGCAUCCACCUUCCUCGUAUCCGUUGAGACUUUUGUGACCCUCCAUGUUGAUGAUAUCCUGUACUCAACUGAUCUUCAACCUGCCAUUGGGAACUGGACUCAAGUCAGUUUGCUCUAUGAUAGGUCAAACCUCGUUCUUCAAGUAUACCUCCAUGACUUCUCAGGCUAUGCAGCAUGGCGAAGCAUUCACCUUGAUACAGAUGUCUUUGAACCCCUUGGCAGUCUGGCUCUAGGAAACUGGUUUCCAGGUUCUUCAUACCCAAAUCUAGGCAUCUUUCAUGGAGAUAUUGAUGAGUUUACCGUUUGGGACAGGUUUUUAGAUGAAGCUGAACUUCGAGCCCUUCUGAGAGCAAGUCCUCUGUCUUGCACCCCAAACUUGGUAGCUCAAUGGAGAUUUGAUUCUUUGAAUGGCGACAUGAUAUUGGACUCGGUGUCUGAUGUACCAAUGCACCUGUCAUCCCCUGGCUACCAAUCUCCUGAACUUGUGACCUCUGACCUGGAAUUGGAUGUCCCAGGAUCAGGCAUACCUCCAGGAGAAGAUUCUGCGUUAAACCUGCAAGGGACAGUAGUCACUGAUGGCAAUGGAUUUGAUGUCAUUGAUCCAUGUGGGCAGGAAACCUCCGUAGGAUCUUGGAUUGAGGUUUUCUGCUCUGAUAUCAUCUAUUCAGGACCUCUUGGACAGGAGUGCCAGCUUGGUCAGUCUGCCUCAUUGGAUGUCUAUGUAGAAUGCGUGAAGGCUCUUGAGAAUACAAACAGCACUGAAGCAGCCCUACCAAUCAUCAUCAGAUAUGCAGACUUCUGUCAGGCUACACUGUUAUUAUCUUUCUGGCCAGCUCAGACACUCUGCAACAGGUUUGGAGAUGCUCCAUUCCCAUUGUGGAUCGGGGAUGACUGCGACAUCCAGUGUGUCUAUGGUAACAAGGAUCUCAAUGACCGUAACAUCUGCCUCUGUGAUGCAGGCCACUGGAAUGUAUCCUGUGAUAAGGUUUGUCCUGGUGGAUCCAACAAUCCAUGCAAUGGUAUAGGUGUGUGCAACAGGCUGACAGGACAUUGUGACUGUCCAGUGAACUGGCAAGGAGCUCCAGAUUGUUCUGUCUGUACUCCAGGAUGGACUGGGGCUGGAUGUGCUCUGUCUAAGAUGCCCAUCGGUCUUGGAGAGAGGAUAUCAUCCAUUGGCCUUUCUUUCAUCACAACAUAUAAUGGAUUUACUUUCCAGUUUACCCACAUUGGAGAGUAUCAGCUUUUGGUAAUAGGGCAUCAUCAAUUUGGUCUUCAAGCCAAAUUUGUUAAUUGCUUUACACAAAAAUCGUGCAUGCAACACCUGGGCUUUUACUUUGGUGACAAUGUCAAUGGUUAUGGGUCUGUAACAAUAAGUGCUGGGGAGCAUCCUAAAGACUUCAUGUCUGUUAGAUUAAAUGGAAGAUCAUAUGAUCUGCAUACCAAUGUGACCUUUGGGAAUGCUGGGUACGUCUUUAGGAGACUAUCCUUGACUGAAAUCUUGUGCACUGGUCCAGAUGGAUUGAGGUUAACUGUGAGGUCAUCUGGUUUGUACAUCACACUUCAAACAGAAUUACCUGAAAUCCUGUGUGCUGUAUCUCAGGGUCUUCUAGCAGGUGGUUGCUGUAACUCAAGCUCCAACUCCACAUCACCCUUUACCAUCCCUAUGCAACCUCUGAAAUGUCCUGGCAUCAGUGGUUUGGAAAUAAACCCAGCACCUCUUAAUGAUUCUGACUAUACCUAUAUCACUGAUGAUUCCAUACCUGCAUGUCAAGAUGGACAGGGAACAAGGUCAUCCAAUUUCAAUGACCUCCUACAUGCCUGGUUAAUCAACAACUGUGAGUCUGUCAUCAGUUACCGUUCUUUGCUGAUACAGCAUCAACAGCAAAUCGAUUUCAAUCUUCAGCUCAACCCUUCUGUCCUCUUCGUCAAGGAACUUAUUUCCAUUGCCCCUGUCAAAUAUGAUGUCACUUUUGAGCUGUUUGUGAAACUUCUUGACCCUUAUGGUGUAAUCUUGUCGUUCUCACACUCCUCGACAUUUUCCUUGUAUGUCAAUGGCACUCUUCAUAUCAACCUUGGGGGUAUUGUUUACACAACUUCACUGAGGCUACAACUUCAAGCAUGGUAUAAGAUUGUGGUAGUGUUCACUGCUUCAAGCAACAACCAUGUCAACAUCUAUCUUGUGACUUCUACUCAAGAUGUUUUCAGAGAAACGAUUGAUCUUCUUCAUCACCCUGAUUUCUUCAAGCAGGCUGGAUACCUUGCACUUGGUUCUUGGCUUCCAAGCUCCAAUGAUGUAGGUGUUUCUUCUCUACCAGGUCUAAGGGGACAUAUUGAUGAUCUACGGAUAUGGAAUAGAGCUUUCACCCCUGGAGAUGUGGCUACACUUUGGACUACCAUAAUUCCAGAUGAUGCUGAGUUCCUGACAGCAUUCUGGCCUUUAGAUGAAGGACAGGGAGAUGUUGCUGUGGACAUUGUUCAAGGCAUUUGUUUUCAUAUGCCAGAUGAACCAUGGUCACCAUCUGUGUGGGUCACUUCGGAUAUCAUCAAUCCCAGCCAAUCUGUUCCAUUACCAGAUAGUCAUUUGAAUGCCAGUAUUAAUGUUUGUUCAAGACUUUUCUUUACUGAUCCCUUGCAUGGUGCAUGCCAACCAUUCCUUGGCCCAACCACAGCCUCGUACCAUGAUCUCUGUCUUCAAGCCGCCGAUGAUGCUGGAGAAGGAGGAGCAUAUAAUGUUGCAUUUGCAUAUGCUGAUAUCUGCCAAACGAUUUUGAACCUGACCAGUUGGCCUGCCCAGCCACUCUGUAAAGAAGUUCCACACCUCAGAGCUGGUAGCCAAUGCAAGGGUGAUUGUGUUAAUGGAGUAGAAGUCUCAGAUGUUUGCUAUUGCCAUGAGGGUUUCUUUGGAAACCAUUGUGAAUUAGUUUGCCCCGGUGGCUUUGUAAAACCUUGUAGUAAUCAUGGAGUGUGUGAUCCUCAAGGACAGUGCAGAUGUGAACAAAACUGGCAAGGUUCUGUAGAUUGUAGUACGUGUUCUGGCAAUUGGGAAGGCAUAGAUUGUACACUAGUACAUACAUCUGUCCUGGUUGCUUCACAAGGUGGUCAUCGAAUCAAUUACAAUGCUUUGAUAAGUGUCCAUACCCAAUAUAUAACAUUUGAUGGUCUGACUUUCUACUUUGGAGCAGUUGGAGAAUUCUACCUUGUAAGAACUCAGAGUUUCCGGCUGCAAAUACGCCAAGUCCCAUGCUUCACUGAAGGUACAUGUGUUGCAGCAUUUGCAGUCUUCUCAGAUGAAGAGCAGAUUGUGUUCCAUGCUCCUUACAAUAGUGGAGACGUGCCAAUUCUCUGGCUUAACCAUAGAAUUAUUCACAUAAGCCAAAUUGAGACUAUGAUAACCCAGCAUUGGUUGCUACAUGAGUUGCAACAAGGAAAAUACAAACUAACAUUCCUAGAAGAAGGCUACUCUGUUGAUAUCCAAGUCAUUAGAAGACAUCUCCAACUAAGUAUUUCAUUACCACAACAAACCUGUCAAGAUUCUGAAGGAUUACUUGGGAACUGUAACGGUGAUGUCAGUGAUGAUUUUCGUGGACCUUUGAAUUCCACCACUCAACAGGACAUUAAUGGAGAGAUAGCCGACAGUUGGCGUGUACCAAUCAAUGAAAGCUACUUUGUACACUCCUAUGGCCCAUACAUUGAAAUGCCUAUACCAUCGGGAGCUAUCUACAGCCUUCGAGUUGACCACACUGGUGCUGUUACAACUCCAACAAAUUUCACCAUUAGAAAUGCCACCUUGAUUGAAUCAAUAACAAUCAAUUUCAGGAUCAAGGUUCUCGCUGAUGAAGGAGUUAUAAUUUCAUUGAACUUUGGAAGAACAGUUACAAUGUACCUUGUGGGUUCACAUCUAAGAAUAUAUGACAGCUUGCUCCACUAUGAUACAGCUAUCGUACUUGCUGAGAAUUUAUGGAUCCAAAUCUAUUUUGUUAUCACAGCGAAUGGUACCAUUCGGUUAUAUGCCUUUACAGAUACGGGUAUCAGCAAUUCAUACACAACAAAUAUUGCAUCCUUCCCUUCAUUCAUGGAUGAUUUCUACAUAUCCAUUGGUCAGCACAUCAUACAGCCAACCGAGAAUAAUAUUCUGUUGCUUUCUUCAUUUGUGGGGGAUAUUGAUGACUUGCGUUUGUGGUCCAGACAAUUUCACCCAGCUCUCAUUGACCAAGGAAGAACGGUGAACUUAUUUGCCAAUGUUGACCAAGAAUUCCUUAUUGGACUGUACCGAUUUGAUUUCAGUUCUUCUAGUCACAUGGAUGAUGUUCAAAGAAUCAAUCUACUGAGUCCUCAUGAUCCCUGGCCAAGUCCUUGGACCAUACCUUCUGACGCCAAUGUUGACAUCUCGAUAGCGGAUCCAUUCGCAAGGACAUUCAACAAUAAAAGUCUUGCCGCUGACGCAGUGGAUAUAUGUUCUUUCCUUGACCCUAAUAGCAAUGUCAGUACAUGGGAUCUGUGUUCAAACUCGACAGAAGCCUUCCAAGGCUUUUUCCAUUUAUCAUGCCUAAGGACAGUUUCAACCUCAAGAUCUACAGAUGCUGCAUUUGCACUGAUGUCCUCUGUGUUAGAUUAUUGCGCAACUUUAAAUGGAGAAAAUGUCAGCUAUGAUGGAUUAUGUUUCAUGUUAAGAAACAAAAGACUGCCCAACUGGUUGUUAGACCUGUGUGAUGCAUCAUGUAUAUAUGGAACACCUGAUGCUGAUGGAAAGUGUUCUUGUCACAGUGGCUUUUGGGGAGUCAGCUGUUCCUUUGAUUGCCCAGGUGGUCACUCUCAUCCCUGCAAUGACAAUGGACAGUGUCUACGUGAAGGAAUAUGUGAGUGUUUACCUAAUUGGUCUGGUGAUGAAUGCAAUCAAUGCAACCAUGGAUGGUCUGGUGAGGAUUGCUCUCUAGGAAUUGCUCGUAUUGGAAAUAGUCUGGAAGUCAACACACAGAAUGCAUAUUUCAGCAUGCAUGGCAGGAUUGUAACCUUUGAUGGAGCUUCCAUCUUUCUUCGUAAAGGCUACACAUACAACAUCCUCUCUGGUAUCCAUUUGGAUCAUCAGUUCAAAUUGAAAUUGAGGCUGUCAGAUUGUGUGAAUGCUCAUGGCUUCACAUUAUGCUAUGAUGCCAUUUCUGUCAGCUAUCACUUCCACACAAUUACCAUGAAUGUCAACACCAAUUUUCGUUUCGGAGUCGAUGUCUGGAUCAAUCAUCACCUGAUUGCAUUAGACCAUAUUACACAAAUCACUGAGAACUUCAUCAUCACAAGACUUAAUAUCAUUCAGUAUGAGAUCAGCCUAUCAUCAACAAUUCGAAUCAUUGUGACUGUUCAUGAGAAAGAGCUAGAGAUACAAGUCAUUGCACCAACAGAAUACUGCAUGAUUGAAGGAUUAUCGGGACUUCUUUCUUCCUGCAACACCCCUGGUGAACUUUCAGAUACAUCAUGUACUCUUUCUAGGAAUGGCAGUACAUCAAGCAACCAAAGUAGUAGUAACUGCUCUUUUAACGGCACACAGAGCAGCAUUGAUAACUAUACAUCUAGAUUCAUUGCACAAGAGAUAUACAAUUCCGAAUAUGAGUCUCACCUAAACCUGCUACCAACUCAGGGUGCUGGCUACUUCCUCUUCUUCAAGGACAGUAUUGUUGUUUCUGCAGAGAUGUGGAAUUUCCCAACAGAGCUUUUUACUCUUGAAAUGUAUGUUCUACCGCUAAGUGUUGAUGGGGUUCUCCUGUCAUAUGGGACCAGUCAAGGGAUAUUUGCUUUACUUCUGUCCAACACCAGUCUCCAGGUAUCUUAUGGAACCGCCUUGUAUGACCUUGACCUUUAUGUUGAGCUAGACGUGUGGCAGCAGAUCACUCUUGUUUGGCAUCAAAGUACCUUAAUCCUGGAAAUAUAUCUCUUCGAUCUACAAGGUUCGAUUAGAGUUAAUGCUAUACAGUUCCAAUCAGCCAUUUUCCAUCUUGGAGGACAUCUUGCAUUAGGGCAAUGGUAUGCCCAUGUACCGUUUGAUGCUCCAGCUCUACCAGCAGUUCCAUUUGAAGGUGGCUUGGAUGAAAUCAGAUUAUGGACAAGGAGGACCAAUCCAUCUGUAGUUAGAUCAAGCUGGAAGUUCAAUGCUGAUGUGAAUACACCAGACCUUACAAACCUGUGGAAGAUGAAUUCUGGAGUUGGGGAUACUAUUGUAGAUGUAAUUGGAGACUACAACCUUAAGCCUGUGGAUACCCAUCUUGCAUCAUGGCAGAUAUCAGAGGAUAUCUACACCAGUAGAAAUAUUUUACCCUUUAUCUUCCCUGUCUUCCGCACAGCCAAUCUAUCAGACCUGGCUCAUACGCUUUGUCAUCAAAUAUUUCUGCAAGGUCAGUUGUUUGAAAAUUGUCAAGAACUUGAUGACAUUUUCUUCUCAAAAUAUCAUACACAAUGCUUAUAUGACAUUUCUUUCCAAUCUGAUGUCAAUGCUGCUAUCCAGGCCACAAUUGCCUUUGCAGAUAUAUGUUUCCAUGAACUGACCUUGACAAGUUGGCCAGCACAAUACCUUUGUAAUACCUUCCAAGAUAGAGAUUUCCCAUACUGGAUUGGAAGCGAGUGCGACAUCCCAUGCUUGUUUGGAAAAAGGAAUGAUACAAACAGUGAUAUCUGCGAAUGUGAAGUUGGCUACUGGAAAGAUGACUGCAGUAGUCCCUGUCCUGGUGGUAUCAUCAACCCGUGCUCAGGACAUGGAUUGUGUGAUAAACAGACAGGUCAUUGCUCCUGUGAUAUUCACUGGUUGGGAAAAGUCAGCGACAUGGAAUAUUAUCCAUGCAAUGAAUGCUCUGAGGGGUGGAUUGGCACUGAUUGUUCUACAACCACUAUUUACCACAACUUGACUGAUACCAGAAAUGAAGCAGUUGCCAUCUUUUCGAGUGGUGCACAUGUCACAAUGUUCGAUGGAGCAAGCUUACAGUUUGAUAUCCCUGGAUUAUUCAGUCUACUUUCUACAGCACGUUGCAGGAUCAGCAUAUUUGUGAAACCAUGUAAUGGUAGGACAGCCUGCCGUGAACUUGCAGAAGUAUACAUCUCCAGUGGGGAACAGCAGUUGUCUGUAAGAACUCAUGGCAGUUCACUCCUUGUGACACUGUACUUUCAAGAAGUAUGGACAGAAAUGAGUGUUGGAUCACAGCAGACCAUGAGAUUCGGGAUUGGAGUUGACUUCAAGGAAAGUGGAUUCAUUUCUAUCACUGUGAUUGAUGGCCUCACCAUUGACGUAACACUAUACGCAAAUAUGAUGUCAGUGGUCUUAUACAUUCCUGAGAACAUUGAGACAGGACCUGAUUCUCUUCUAGGAUCCUGGGAUUUUAACUGGCUCAAUGAUAUCAAUGUGGGCUAUCCCUCUGCCGGAAAUGAUCUCGAUUGGCUUCCUAUCAAUUCCACAUAUUUUCAGGAAUCAGUCUAUUCUCAGGAAUACAUCAACAGCUUCAUUGCCAAGUUCUACAGGAUCGCUGUUGAUGAGGUGAAUUUCCAGCAUCCCAUGGCAGCAGCAUUCACGAGUGGCAGUUUCAUGCUACGCUUCCAAAAUGGAAUGUUAACUUUCAUCGAUCUUCCUUUGCUGGUUCUCAAUCAGUUCAGUCUUCAGUUUUGGAUCCGUGUUCAUGACACAACCAGAGCGCAUCAAACAGUACUCACAUGGCACUCAAGGAGUCUGGUUGUUCAUCUGGAAAAAACAAACAUAGUUGUAACUAUUAACAAUCGUGUCAUCCGUACUACUCUAUCUCUUUCAAGUGAUGUCUGGUUCCACCUGGUAGUAACAUGGAGAAACUAUGAUGGAAGAUUGAUUUUGUAUUUGUACAACUCCAAUAUUGAUCUAACUUCUACUUUCCUUGUGUUUGGUGUCUCAACUGCACAACAUCUUGAACUGCCUCAAACUUUAUCGAUUGGACAAUCCUCUAACGACCAAGGCACUUCACUUGGUGGAGACAUUGAUCAAAUCAUCCUUCAAAACAAACAUAUCAAUGAUGCCAUUGCCAAGAAAAUGAGGGAUAUCUACACAGAUGAACUUUCAGAGGACAUAGUGUUGGCAAUUCCUCUUCAGGAAGGGAUCGGUAAUGAAACCAUAUCGAGAGGUCAGAAUGGUUCUCAAUUUGUUGGGCGUCUUGAAGGAUUAACUGUACCACAAUGGAUGCCAUCAGAUGCACCCUUUUCUAUAUUACCUGACUAUGCACCAGACUUCAUACCUGAGGAAUUUGAAAAAGAGUCAUUCCAAAUCUGUGAGAUGAUGUUCUUUGAGGGUCCACUCUACAGCAAUUGCCGUGACCUUGAAAGCACACAUCAUUUCUACUACGAGUCCUGUCUCGAAGACAUUGCAGCAACGGGUAAUCUCAAAGCUGGCAACAUAUCGGCAAAUAUGUUUGCUAUUCUCUGUAAAGAAGCUUUGAACAUCCCAGAGGUUCAGCUGUGUGGGUUUUACAAUUACUGUCGUUACGAAUCUUCAAGCCUUCUAUGGUGGUGGUGGAUACUACUGCUCAUUCUGCUCAUUCUGCUCAUCCUUAUCACCAUUGGUGUUUGUUUCUACCGGAAGUUUCAAAAAAAUCAUCCUGGAGGUCGAUCAGAUGGUACAGUGAUGAGUGCCAAAGAGACGGACACGGAUCAAGGCCCAUGUCAAGGUGUAUCCAGUUCAUCAGGUUUUGUGUUUGGUGAACAAGCCAAUGAUGAUUCCAGAAACAUCAAGGACCUUCUAGUAAAAAAUUCAGAAGCUAAGUAUGAUAUAGAGAUGAGUGCCAUAAAGACCGACAAAGAUGGAGAUUUUGUCUUUGCUGGACCAUCUUAUGCUGAUAGUCAACACACUGAUGAAUCUGAAGAUGAUUUCCUUCAUUAACUGAAUGAUUUGUGUAAAUGACUGGUUUUGAAUUCAUAGACAUAUCCGUGUAUUCAUGAUGGCUACAUUAAUUUUGCAGUUUUUUUUAACUUAUUCAUUUUUCCCCAAUUUUUCAUUAUUUCACUUGUAUGCAAUCAUGCAAUUACAUUUUUUUACAAUCUAUGAAAACCAUCUUUUGUAUAUUAAAAUGAUUGUAAUAAUUUUAAUUUUGAUAAGAUACCUUUGUAUCUGUCCUUGAUUUUCUAACAUUGAAUGUAAAUUUGUAUUCCUUGAUAUAUGUUUUCCUAAUCUUUCAAAACUUAUAUGGUGGAGUUUUUUUCAGUUACAUACAUGUAUAUAACCAGGAUUCGUCGUAUUUCACAAAUGUGUCUAAUGUUUUCUUUAUUUUUUGUUUGGGGGCUGUUUUUGUUUCUAUACAGUUGGACAUGUAUGAAUAAUGAGAUUGGUAGGAUUUGAAUUGUAUUUUGUUUUCAUUUUUCAUUACAUACUUUUUGUAUAUAACAUACAAUUUGAAUAACUUUUCAGAAAGCUUGAGCAGAUUGGAUAUUUCUAUGUUAUUUUCUUGAAAUGUUCUUUUUUUUUAAUGAAAUUACAGUGCAAAAUCCACUUUGGCAGACAAAAGGUGCCCCUCCACUUUCUUUGUCCAAGCCUGACAUUCCGCCGCCUCAGCUUACAUCUCGUAGGAGAAUUAACAACAAAAAAAUAUUUUUAGAACUGUGAAUCUAAACAAGAACGAGUUGAUUAGAUGUUAUGUAAUUUUCAUUUAUUUUCAGAUGCCCUUAUAAAUUCUUUGGUUUGGAAUUAGUGUGAACAAACUUUUUUUUUUAGUUUACAAUUUCCUUAAACUUUCCCCCAAUCAUUUUGAUGUAAAAAAAAAACCUCUUAUGUGGUGAUUUCUGAGUAUAACAAGUUGAGAGAUUCCCACUGAUCUGUGUUGUAUAGCUUUAGAGAUAUACAAAAUCAUUGAACAAAAUCAUAGCAGUCAUGGUAUUUCAUUUCUACAUGUAUAACCAAUUCAUAUGAAUACAUCUGUGACAACACACUUAUGUUAUUUUGUUAGCUGUUUGGAAGUUUUAAAGUGUGAUAUUUUAAAUAUGUUACAUGAAUGGGUUAAUUAAUGGCAUGCCCUCUGGUAGCAUGCCGCUUACUAAAAAUGUGAUCACCACUUGCUGAUGAAAAGACCACACUUGAAAGAAUAAGGUGUUUCCCCCACAGUGUGAAACACAAUGUGAAAUUACCUUCACACUGAUGAAUAUGAACAUUUUAAAAUGUGACUCGCGUUUUAACAUAGUCCACAGUAUGAAGUUACAUGUAUAUUCACACUGUUAAAUAUCAGCAUUCUAACAGUGAAUCAUUUUCUCAUAUUCCACACUGUGAACACUGUGUGUUUCACAUAUUCCAAACUGUGAACACAGUGUGUGACCCUGUUCUUUCCAGCAGGUGUACACCACACACACAUCACAUAGGUGGAAUAAACAUGUGGCUGUUGUAUACGUCAACAGCUAUGGGGCCCGUUUGCAAUCAAGCAAAACUUUAACAAUCAAAUGCAACAUGAUUCUUCAAACAAUGAAACAUGUGUAUUGGGGACUUGCGCUUGAUUUCUUGAUUUGCUUUCAAAGGCAAGCAUUUCUGAAACAGGCGCCUGGAGGCCCAAGGUCUUUAGGCAUUCAGGAUAUAGAACACUGGUAUGGUAUCCCAGUAUGGGGCAUUAUGUACUGGUCAGUACCAUGUGAUGGCUCGACCGUCUUGAAUGUGCAAUGUCUAAGGAUUGAGAUGAAGAUAUGCCACUGGCCCAUAUACUGAAGUCCAGUCUAACUUAGGCCAUGGUCUAACUCUUUGUAAAAUUAUUGGAAGCCAAAAAUAUCAAAAAUUAUGUCUACAUUCUAUAUUUUGUAUGCUUACUGUGCUUUUUCUCCAUGCUUUAGUGGUGAAUAAGCUGCGUUAGCUAUUAUUUUAAGACAAUUAUGAGAUGUUCACAUGAAAAAUGAGUUGGUAAAUUCAACCUGUAUUGUGAAAGAUUUCUGUCACAUUUACGAUUUACGACCAGAGUGUAACAUAACUCAGAGUUCAGAAUAUUUGCCUUAGAGUCCUUUUUAGUGGCCUGUUUCAUGAACGUUUCGUAAUUCCCGCCUGACGCCAUUUCUAUGGAAAGCCAAGCUAGACAAUACACAUAAUGGACAAAAUACAAUGCAUUGAAUUUGCAUGUAGAAGGCAUAUCACAGCAAUUGUUGUCCAACUUGGCUUUCCAUAAAGAUUGUUUUGAGCUUGAGUUCUGACGUUUUCAUGAGACAGGCCCCAGUCAUCAAAAUUGAUCCUCUAUCCCAGGCCUAAGUUUAAAAAAAAAACAAGCUAUGAACUUCAUUGACUUAAAAUAUAUCCACAUCAGCAAUAGAUAUUGAUCAGUCAAAUUCUGGAUUUAGAUUAAAAUCCUAAAGAUUCCAUUUUAAAUCUGGAAUUAUUUGGAUUCAUAUCGUAAAGAUUUUAAUCUAAAUCCAGAUUUUCAACUGUCAUUAUUUGCAGCAGAGAUUUGGAUUUAUUUUCAACCCUUUCCAAUCCCGCAUACACUACAAAGUACUUCUAUUCGCAUACCAAUGUUUUCCAUCAGUUUGCUCCAUUGUAUCUCAUUGAAUUGUUAACACCAUAUAAACCUGACAGAAUGCUACGUUCAAGUAAAAAGUCAUUAGUACAGGUCCCACAUACUGUGACAAAGUCAUAUGGGGAAAGAUCAUUUUUACAUGCAGCUGCUAUUUCAUGGAAUAAUCUGCCAGAAUAUCUUAGAAAUAUACAACCAUACGAAAAGUUUAGAAAUAGCUUGAAAACACAUUUAUUCACCAUUUUGUAAACAAUUAAUGUAAGAACCCAGUGCUCUCCACUCCUUCUGUAAAAAGUGCUUAGAGACAUGCAACUUUGCUUAUGUACUUUGCGCUAUACAAAAACGUUUCAUUAUUAUUAUUAUUAUUGAUGAUUUGUGAAUCCCUAUGUUGCCUGCAUAAAAACCUAUUCAUGGGCCUAUCAAUCAUAUAAACGGAAUUGCCAGCAAACCAGCAUCUCCUGUGUGAGAAUACCUAGAUAAGAAACUCCUUUGGUUUUGAGAGAUAGACUUCCAGAUUUUGUAUAACUACCUGACGUUAUUAGAUAAAAAUAUUGCUUACGUUUUGCUGCACUUAUUUCCCCCUUUUUAAUAUUUGGAUGUGCCUGUAAUCACAGAAUAAUCUUUCAUGUAAUUUUAUGACGACUUUUACUUUUUGUGUGUGUGUGUUUGUUGAUUGGGCGUAUUUACUCAGAUUCAUAUAUACAUGGUCCAUAUCAUUGCUUUAAAGUUAGAAGUUAAAAAAAUGAGGUGCAAAACUCAUGUAACUUGCACCUCUCAGUAUAUGAUUAUGGUUUUCAUUUAUUUUGUAUGUUUGAGUUAUCUUUUCACGGAUUAAGUAAUCCAAAUCGAGAGGGCUGAACUUCGGAUCUUAUCUUGGUAAAUAUUAUAAUCUCUACUCAAAUUAAUACCAAUCAAAUGAACAUUACUAUGUCACCAGUCAUCCAUCCUUUUCCCGUUAAACCGUAUAUUAUGGAGCAGUUUCCAAUAGCCUUUUCCUUUGUCUGUUUCUUGAAAUUCAAUGUUGAUCUUUUAUUGGAUUGUAUUUUUUAAUGUUAUAUAUUUGUUGUUUUAGUGUAUGCCCUUUUGAUUUAUGUAUUCAUUCUUUGUAAAUAUUGAUCUUUAUCUCAGGGCCCUCAAGGACAGCAGUUUGAUAACUGAUGAGGCCACCCUGAUUAAAUAAAACUGAAAAUAAAAAUAAAUAAAUAUUUAAUUUUGUGAAAUUAUUCGGCAUGGACAUAAUGAGAAACUCAUCAGUUUUCUAUUGAUACCCUAUUUGUGCCACCAAUGACCGAAUUAUUUGAUGUUGAAGACAACAUGUGCAGAUACCAAUUUUUCCUAGUAAUUUUUGGAAUGAAGUGUUACUUGAGGCAUUUCACUGAAAUGAUGAGUGAUAGAUUAAUGUCUUAUCAUGGACCUGGUCUUAUUCACCCACACCUUCAACAUGUCUCCUCUCCUUUGAAAUCAAAGCCGGAAGCGUGGAAGGAUAUCUUGGACAGCUCGUCUCACCAAUGGCAAAGCCGGAUCAUUGUGCAAAGCAUCCACCUCAUAUCGAAUUCGGCCCUGCAAGUCAUCAAGAUCUUGGGGAGGAGUUGCGAAAACCUUAUUUUUAAGUGUCCCCAAAGGAAAUAAUCACAGGGUGUGCUGUCAGGCGAUCUAGUUGGCCGUUCAAUGUCAUGGUUGAGGGCAACAAUUUAAUGUCCAAAGCAUUCUCUGAAUCUAUCAGGAAUGAUGUUGGAACGAUGGGCAGGAGAGACGUCCUGAAUCCACCAAAGAUGCCUGCACACUCCUCACAACCGUCUCUCAAAAUGUUGGUCCAAAUGUGGUACGAUCGCCUCGUUAAUGAUGUGCAAGUACAUUCACUUAUUUACACUCCUUUGGAAGAAAUAGGGUCCAAUCAAAAGAUUUUUGCCAGCUCAGGCAUCGAUGAAAGUAUUUACAUCAGCCUUUGCCUUUCAUCAAGUUUUCAAAAACUUGGAAAAAGUGGUCUCUGCAUCUUUUGUCUUCAAUAUCAAUUAAUUCGGCCAUGCGUAACGCAAAUGGCACGAGGAGGGUAUCAAUGGAAAGUUGAUGAAUUUUUCUUUCAUGUUCAUGCACAAUAAUGUCACAAAAUUAAACAUGAUUCGAAUAUCAGCCCUUUAAAUUUUGAUUACCUUUUUUCUGAAACGCACUGUAUAUUGAUGAAUAAGACUGCUCUUAUUAUCGAAUUGAUGAGUUCAGAAAAAAGCAAAAUAUCGUUCAGAAUAUCAAUAUUCACUCUGAAUCCCUUAAGGUUGGUAAUCAAUCCUGAAAGAUUAGAAGGAAAUAAAAGAUGAAAGAAUUUGAUAAUUUCUACCCUUGAAUCCUUGCUCUCUUUUGAUACAAAAAAAUUAUACCCAAGUGCAUAGUUACUAUAACAUAUAUAGUUUCUUUUUUAUCAAUUUCAAUGGUUUUGAAUGGUUUUCUGAUUGGUACAGUGUAAAAAAAGUAAAGAAUGUGUAUGCAAAGUAUUAAUAUGCUUUUACUUGCAUGUUCUUUCUAAUUUUCACAUGUAAAUUACAAAAAUUAGCAUAUGUAAGCAUGAUUUGACAGUUUCCAUUUGAUGUAUUAGUUGAAUUUGAAAAUUACAUCUUCAUUGUUCAGGUCUACCUUUCUAGAGUCCAUGCAUGUAUUAAACUUUGUUUUCAUUUGUUUCAUUUGCACCCGAUACCUCUGCAUGAAUCUUAUUGCGGGAGAUGUGCUGAGAAAAUUUAUAUACAUUGCAAUCCAUGAAAAAAUGAUGUACUGCUGAUUUUUCUUCAAAAUUUCAUUUGAAUUUGAUAAGUAUAGGAUUGCUCAUUCAUGUAUUAGUAUUUACAGUAGCUUUAGAUCACAGAAAACUUUAAAUUUCUUUUCUCCUAAAAGGUGCAUGUUUCUAUCCCUACCUCCAAAAGUGUGCACAUAUGCGCAGAGCCCUGGGAACGAUUUUAUUUUGGCUGGGGUGCUGAAGUUAAUUCAACAAGCAAAAAAAGGGGGUUUCACUACAAAAUGAAGGUCGUUUUGGUCCCAAGAAAUUUGACAACCAAAAAAAAAGGUUUCACUACAAAGGUCGUUUUGGUCCCAAUAAAAAUUUACA